Messenger RNA from Puma concolor (puma), 1401 nucleotides. It is a transcript of the gene SNX7, whose product is annotated as sorting nexin 7. The record is from RefSeq and is a predicted model, not a curated record. Gene Ontology annotation, molecular function: phosphatidylinositol binding. Gene Ontology annotation, cellular component: early endosome; phagophore assembly site. Gene Ontology annotation, biological process: autophagy of mitochondrion; reticulophagy; piecemeal microautophagy of the nucleus. Lineage: Eukaryota; Metazoa; Chordata; Mammalia; Carnivora; Felidae.
AUGGAGGGCGAGCGCCUGGCAUCUCCGGCGCGCUCCUCCGGCCUCCCGGCUGGGGGCGCCGGUGGGGAAAGCCCGGGGGUCGACGCCCCCCUCCUGGGCAGCAGCGGCUCCUCCACCCUGCUCCAGGCCGAGGUGCUGGAUCUGGACGAGGACGAGGACGACCUGGAGGUGUUCAGUAAGGAUGCCUCGUUGAUGGACAUGAAUUCCUUCAGCCCUAUGAUGCCAACGUCCCCUCUAUCAAUGAUUAACCAAAUCAAGUUUGAAGAUGAGCCAGAUUUGAAAGAUCUUUUCAUUACAGUUGAUGAACCUGAAAGCCAUGUUACCACAAUUGAAACUUUCAUUACUUACAGGAUUAUUACUAAGACAUCUCGUGGGGAAUUUGACUCCAGUGAAUUUGAAGUUAGGAGACGUUAUCAAGAUUUCCUUUGGUUGAAAGGAAAACUUGAAGAAGCACACCCCACUCUGAUUAUUCCACCAUUGCCUGAGAAGUUUAUCGUGAAAGGUAUGGUGGAACGCUUUAAUGAUGACUUCAUUGAAACACGGAGGAAGGCGCUACAUAAGUUCCUGAACCGAAUUGCUGAUCACCCGACUCUAACAUUUAAUGAAGACUUCAAAGUAUUUCUUACUGCACAAGCUUGGGAGCUCUCUUCUCACAAGAAACAAGGGCCUGGAUUACUCAGCAGGAUGGGGCAGACAGUCAGAGCUGUUGCACUGUCAAUGAGAGGAGUAAAAAGCCGCCCAGAAGAGUUCAUGGAAAUGAAUAACUUUAUUGAAGUUUUUAGCCAGAAAAUAAAUUUGAUAGACAAAAUAUCUCAGAGAAUUUACAAGGAAGAAAGGGAAUAUUCUGAUGAAAUGAAAGAAUAUGGCCCAAUUCAUAUUCUGUGGUCAGCGUCAGAAGAAGAUCUGGUUGAUACUCUGAAAGGGAUUGCCAGCUGCAUUGACAAAUGCUCUAAGGCCACUGAAAAACGGAUGUCUGGACUCUCAGAGGCCCUGCUUCCUGUAGUACAUGAGUAUGUGCUUUAUAGUGAAAUGUUAAUGGGUGUUAUGAAAAGGAGAGACCAAAUACAAGCAGAACUGGAUUCCAAAGUGGAAGCUUUGACCUAUAAAAAGGCAGAUACUGAUCUGCUUACAGAAGAGAUUGGAAAACUUGAAGAUAAAGUUGAAUGCGCUAAUAAUGCCCUGAAAGCAGACUGGGAAAGAUGGAGACAUAAUAUGCAAAAUGAUAUCAAGUCAGCAUUUACAGAUAUGGCUGAGGAGAAUAUCCAGUAUUAUGAACAGUGCCUUGCUACAUGGGAAUCCUUCCUUGCAUCACAGACUGACCUCCACUUGGAAGAAACCUCUGAAGAUAAACUCAAGAACCUACUUGAGGAUCGCCUGUGUUUGAUGGGAGACAAAGGCUAA